GGUUGUUUUUCUUGGUGAACAUGGGUUGCCGCCCCGGUAAGGGAUCAUGUUUACCGCGCAUUGAUAUUUCCUAACUUCAAAAGUUUAAGGAACUAGUGAGGCCUACGUGACAUGACGCUUGCACGCGUGACAGCAGAACAACAGGUUCGAUCUCAGACCGAGGGCAUAGCGAUAAGAGUAUGCUGUACCGCUGCCUGUACUUUUACCUCUUAACCUUUUACACCCUCUUAAAAACGCCCACUCCAAGUCUUCAAGGGUGAUUGUGCCUAAGCCCUCAUCUAUCACGAUAUCUACCACAUAGUGUGACGCUUCCGUAUACCCAAUGCUGAGAAAAAAUGCUCGACUAAGUCCUGCAACUCGUCGAGAGCGUGCACACACGUGCGUCCGCGCCAAGACCUACCCUGUAAAACAUAGGCCCGGGAACCAGCAUAUCUCGUUGGAAUCAUCAGCCAAUAGACUCACUUUAAGUAUGAGUUUGCAAUUUGGUCAGGUUAAACUUCCCGCUCCGGCUAAGUUAAACUUGAUGCUUCACGUCACCGGUCGGCGGGCGGACGGAUACCACAACCUCCAAACACUCUUCCAUUUCCUGGACUACUGCGACGAGUUAACUUUUUCGUCCAGAGACGACGGCGAGAUAGUACUCAGACCAUCGCUGGAAGGUGUGGAUGAUUCACACAAUCUUAUCUACCGAGCUGCCAAGCUACUUCAACGCGAGUCCAGCACGACGCUCGGUGCUGACAUCGACGUCACGAAGCGCAUACCGAUGGGCGGAGGGCUGGGAGGCGGCAGCUCCGACGCGGCCACGACGCUGAUCGGGCUGAACAAACUCUGGCGGACUGGCCUCGCCAAGGACCGCCUGCAGUCGCUCAGCCUGACCCUAGGCGCAGAUGUGCCCAUCUUCGUUUUCGGCAGGUCUUCUUGGGCGGAGGGUGUCGGUGACAUACUCACGCCUGUGGAGAUACCGGAGCAGUGGUAUGUGGUGAUUGCGCCCUCAUGCCACGUUUCCACGGCACUCGUGUUCAGCCACGCCGACCUCGACCGCAACACGCCCGCGACCACCCUCGAGAGCGCGCUAAAACACGGUGGGCUCAACGACUGCCAGUCGCUGGUUGUGAAACUUUACCCUGAAGUACUGAAGUGUCUGCAGUGGCUGGAACAGCAUGGCAAGGCUCAAAUGACGGGCACGGGGUCUUGCGUCUUUGCCGCUUUUCCCACCCAUGAAAAAGCUCAGGAAGUCUUCGCACAGCUGCCUGAGGGCAUGGAUGGAUUCGUGUCACGUGGUUUGAAUCUUUCUCCCGUGUAUCAAACUGGGAUCGUUUCCUUCAACUGAAUCUGGAGCAUAGUGUACAUUGGCGGUUAGCUUGUUAUGUAAUCACACAACUGUCUGAAAAUGUUUUAUUGCCCGUCUUGAGAGGAGACGCUUUAUGCCCUAUGCCUUAGUAGUACUGUUCAAUGUCGGGCUGGACAUCUCUACGAAAUAAAUCCUCCGUAUACCUACGAUUAUAGCCUUUAUUCAAGUCGGAUUACCCAGAAUGCUCUGUGGAAAAAAAAUGCUACCGGCUACAAAAGAUGCCGUUUCUCAACAGCGCCCUCUAGGAAUUUUUAUCUGAAGAGCCUCCUUGCUAGACUGGAAUUGUCGGAUCAGCUUCAUCAAGCUUCGUUCCACUGCACUUCCAUUUGUGAACGACUGUGUUGCAAAGUGAAAGUAAAGUAAACCCAAGGGACUACGCUGAUUUUCACCUUCAUCGUUGGAUCGCAUUCCGAUGACGUUUAUCCUAGCAUUCUAGGGAAAUUGAGUAGACGAGUGAAGUUGGGGAAAUUGGACUGGGUGAACCAGUGGUAGGGUGUCUGAUGAUCUAAGUGGGUUUAGGAUGGUCAGAAUAUACCAAAUAGUUUGAAACAGAAAGCUACUUUGAUUUCUUUUGUCUCACCUAGUCAAGUGCAAUCAGAAAAGAAUUGAGGUUUAUUCUUACUUGUUCUGCCUUAUAAAGGCAAAUAUGAAUUCCCUAAGUUUAUUUUAACAAUAAUGCAUGUAUCAGAAGAUACAGUAUUACCGUUAAACCGGUCGAAAAGUAUAAUUUUGCUCAGUAGGCGACUUUAGACACGCCCACUUACACGGUGUCACAUUCAUAUGUAUUAAGCCGCGUCCGAAUCACUGGGCAGUGACUUUAAGUUAUACACGACUUUGGGGUUUUGUGGCUACUAUAUCACAGACUCGCAGCCAAGUAAUUUGGACAAGCAGUUUGGUAUAAAAGUAAGGUCAUUCAAGAACAGAGCAUGCGUGCCAUUCGGCGUAUGGUCACGCUGACAUAAGGCAGACUUCGCACGUUCGUAUUGCUGGGUGUGUUAACUUUAUGGCGCCUUGCGGGGUACAGAUAAUACGAGGUACAACCCAGACGAAUUUCUGGAAGUAUUUUGGAAUUUAUCUCGAAAGAGGAAAUAUCCAAGAUAUCGUGUCGGAAAUCUCGCCAAUUGAAGUCACCAGGAUACAAAAUCGGCCGUGGAUACGCUUCACAUGUGUACGCUUUUGGAUCUUCUUCAACUUCACGACGUCAGUUUAAUAAACAUACAGAUACUUUCUCACCU
Acanthaster planci (crown-of-thorns starfish) is the source of this 2586-nucleotide messenger RNA. RefSeq lists its product as uncharacterized. Gene Ontology annotation, molecular function: ATP binding; 4-(cytidine 5'-diphospho)-2-C-methyl-D-erythritol kinase activity. Gene Ontology annotation, biological process: terpenoid biosynthetic process. The record is from RefSeq and is a predicted model, not a curated record. Lineage: Eukaryota; Metazoa; Echinodermata; Asteroidea; Valvatida; Acanthasteridae.